AUGAGUGACAUGUCAGCAACAAAGCAACUUGCUGGAGAUAUGAAUUCUCCUGCUCCCCAACAUUCAGAAAUACCACUUGGUACUUCUACAGACAAUAAUGUUAGUUCUACUAACAAUAAUAUGUCUACGUGGGCAAUGUCUAAUCUUCAAAAAUUAAAUGUGACUGAAUUAUAUACUCAACAACGUCAAAGUUUACGUCCUUGGCUUGAUUUUUUUAAUACAAAUCAAUUUAAACCACCAGCAAAUAUUAAAGCUGGUGCACGUCGACUUGUUUUCAAUGUUGAACAUUUUCAAACAAAUUAUUUCAUUGUAAUUAUUAUUCUAUCAAUUUAUUGCAUAAUUACAACACCUGCUUUACUUUUCAUAUUAUUAGCAAUGGGUGCUGGUUGUUAUUUAGUUAGUUUAAAAAAUCAUGAAAGUCCAUUAACAAUUAUGAAUCAUCAAAUUGCGAUAAGUCAACAAUAUUUAGCAGUAUUUUGCCUUUGUGUACCAUUACUUUUGAUGGUCGGCGCUGGUUCAGCAAUUUUUUGGAUUUUAGGUGCUUCAGUAUUCGUCAUAUUUCUUCAUGCACUUUUUCAUCAAACACCAAAUCAAGAAGCAUUCGGUGUUCAAAUGGAAGAAAUGGCACCAUCAUCAGAUUAUAUCUUAGAGUUUAAAAUAGAUGUUUUUAAAACUUUAAAAAUUGUUGGUAUAACAACAGGAGUGUUAACAGCAAUUGGUCUUGGAGCUUAUUAUAUACAUCGACGUACACAAAGUUCAAAACGUGUUAUUCUACGAGAUGAAGUAAGAAAUAUUCUUCGACCAUUCCAAUUGACUGAAGAACAACUUCGUCGUGUUAUGGCUAAUUUAAAUACAGAAAUGACAAAUGGUUUAAAAUCAGAUGAUACAGAAAAUCUUGAUUUAGCAAUGUUUCCAACAUAUGUUCAUCAUGGACCAAGUGGACAAGAAUCAGGAGAAUAUUUAGUUGUUGAUUUAGGUGGCUCAAAUUUUCGUGUUUCACAUGUAUCUAUUGAAGGACGAAAUCGAAUGCGUUUAAAUAAUAAAAUAUUUCUCAUUCCACAUUCAUUAUUGUUAGGUGAAGGAGAAAAAUUAUUUGAUUAUAUUGCUGAAUGUUUACAAAGAUUUAUUGAUGAUAAUAAAUUAUCGUUACUUAAAUCUGCGAAUUAUAAAUUUGAUUUAGCUUUUACAUUCAGUUUUCCUUGUAAACAAACGAGCUUAAGAGAAGCUACAUUAGUAUCAUGGACAAAAGGUUUCAGUUGUACUAGUGUUGUUGGUAACGAUGUUGUACUUAUGUUACAACAGGCAAUUGAUCGACGAAAAGGUCUUAAAAUACAAGUUGUUGCUUUAGUUAAUGAUACAGUUGGUACAUUAAUGGCUUGUAGUUCAAUUUAUCGUGAUUGUAAAGCUGGUGUUAUUCUUGGCACUGGAACGAAUGCAUGUUACUUUGAAAAUCUUGAUAAUGUACCUAAAUGGACAGGUGUACGAGAUAAUAUACACAAACAAGUUAUUAUUAGUACAGAAUGGGGUGCACUUGGAAGACAUGGUUGUUUGGAUUUUAUUCGAACUGAUAUUGAUCGUGAACUUGAUGAAUCAAGUUUAACACCACAUCAACAAGUUUUUGAAAAAAUGAUUUCUGCUCUUUAUCUUGGCGAAAUUGUUCGUUUGAUUAUUGUUGAUUUAGUUCAACGUUCAAUACUUUUUCCUGGUCGUAUGCAAAAAUCACCAAGUAUUCGUCCUGAUUAUAAUAUAUUUCUUAUUCUAAGAGGAAGUUUCUAUGCGAAACAUGUUGCUGAUAUUGAGAAUGAUACAACCGAAGAUUUGUCAAUUACAACGACAAUUCUUACUUCCAUUGGUAUUCAUGAUCCAUCAUAUGAUGAUUGUUAUAUUAUUCGAGAAGUUUGCAAAACAGUAUCACUUCGUGCUGCUAAACUAGCAGCAGCAGCUGUUGCUGUUCUUAUUAAUCGUCUCAAUAUGUCGUCAGUUACAGUAGCUAUUGAUGGUACACUUUUUCGUCAUCAUCAACAAUUCAAACACAAUCUUACUCGUACCUUAGGUCGACUUGUUCCAAGAACACAUCGCUUAGUUCUUUCUGAAGAUGGUUCAUCAAAAGGUUCAGCAUUGGUAGCUGCUGUUGAUCGACGUUUAAAAACAGCACCAAUGACAUAUGACAAAACAAAUCUUCCAUCAUAA
This is a messenger RNA of Adineta steineri, 2190 nucleotides long. Lineage: Eukaryota; Metazoa; Rotifera; Eurotatoria; Adinetida; Adinetidae. The record is from the annotation of a GenBank genome assembly.